AUGUAUGUAAAGAAGGAUUUAAUCCAAAUCGUCAAGCAACUGAUCCGAGAUGCUGGUGGAAGCUAUCAUCGGGUUAAUCCUAGUGCUGCUGCUGUUGUUCUACUUGAGGGAUGUAUCAGAUCCCCUGGAUGUUUUGCCAGGACCGCCCAAGCUGCCAAUCAUUGGAAACGUUCACCAAAUGAUGCAACUUCAAAACGAUAA
This is a messenger RNA of Arctia plantaginis, 201 nucleotides long. Lineage: Eukaryota; Metazoa; Arthropoda; Insecta; Lepidoptera; Erebidae. The record is from the annotation of a GenBank genome assembly.